Fimicolochytrium jonesii is the source of this 2071-nucleotide messenger RNA. RefSeq lists its product as uncharacterized. Gene Ontology annotation, molecular function: RNA binding. Gene Ontology annotation, biological process: regulation of alternative mRNA splicing, via spliceosome; mRNA splice site recognition; alternative mRNA splicing, via spliceosome. The transcript is spliced from 9 exons. NCBI's taxonomy places the organism in Eukaryota, Fungi, Chytridiomycota, Chytridiomycetes, Spizellomycetales, Powellomycetaceae. The record is from RefSeq and is a predicted model, not a curated record. Gene Ontology annotation, cellular component: catalytic step 2 spliceosome; precatalytic spliceosome. Bases 196 to 1836 code for a protein of 546 amino acids.
UGCACUUUCCACCCUGAGACCCUGCUUCUCCUGCUUCCCACCCCAGGCUCUAGCCCAGGCUUUUCCAGACUUGCCUCCAUCAAGACUUUUGCCUUUCGCUGUCACUCCCACCAAGAGCCUUGUCGUCGUUAACAGCUGAAUAGGAGCCAUACACCCACCCUCUUUCCACUGCAGCCGCCCACUUGAAGCAGACCGAUGAUGGCGAGCCCGCCGCCCAGCGACCGAGGCGACGCAGAGCAUAGCGUGAAACAUGAAGACGAACAGGACACAGUCUCGCCACUGAACGGCGGACCUAGCCCUUCAGGAGAGAAGCGGAACAGGGACGAGAAUAACCAGGACGAUGUCGAGGACGACGCUCGAAAGAAGCGGAAAAAGCCAAGUGGCUGGGAUGAUGGAAUGGCAACCACGAAGCCAAGCGCUGCAGCCUCGGCCUCCGUCUCACCACAACCCGAAACGUCCGCCCAAACACAGUCUUUAGCACUGCCCGCCGUGCAGUCCAUAAACCCUGCCCCGGUGUCCCUAGGACUGAGUCUUGAACAAAGGGCGAAGCUGGAACAGGCCAAAGCCUACGCUAGGGAAAUCACUGCAAAGCUGCUUCGAUCGAAACUCGGACAAGCACCUCUGAUAGCACCGAUGGGGAUUGCGCUCAAUGCCGGAGUGGAAGCACGGUCAAUUGCGGUCAUGAGUCGAAUCUAUGUCGGCUCCAUCAAUUUCGAGCUUAAUGAAGUUCACAUCAAAGCCGUGUUUUCUCAGUUUGGCUACGUCAAAUCCGUAAGCAUGACUAUGGAUCCAACUACUGGAAAGCACAAAGGAUUCUGCUUCGUGGAGUACGAGGUGCCCGAGGCGGCCGAGCUGGCCCUCGAGGUGAUGAACGGAGCUGAUCUGGGAGGACGGCAAUUGAAAGUCGGUCGCCCAAACAACUACAAUCCAGGCAUAGGCGCUAACCUGCCGCCACCAAUUCCGUCACGUAUCUACAUAGCGAAUAUCAGCGAGUUUGUCUCUGAGCAGAACGUCGAAAGUAUCUUUGAAUCCUUCGGAAAGAUCAAAGGAUGCUCGCUUCUGCCCGAUCUGCAGCUCCGAAAGCAUAAAGGCUGUGGGUAUCUCGAGUUCGAAGAAGAAACUUCAGCAGCAUCCGCCAUCACAAGCAUGAACAAUUUUGAGCUCGGUUGUUUGCCACUACGAGUUCGCCCGGCGAUCAUCGGAGGGCCCAUGCCCGUGGGCAUGAAGAACCUGGAUCAGUUACCAGUCAUUCCGGUUGUUCCGGCCGUCGUUCCCGCCCGCGUUCUCAAUGUCGCGCAGAACAUCAACAGCACAAUCGCACAACGCACUGGACUUGCACCAGCGCCUUCCUUUCAAAUGCCAUCCGUCAAUCCGGCAUUGCAGAACGCAAUAGCGAAAGUUAAAGCCCAGAUAAUGAAUGAUGAUAACUCGACCCUGGAGGAGAACGUCUCUAUAAGCGCAAACCAGCGGUUCGCGAUCAUGCAGAAGCUGAUGCGAUCCAAGACUGAAACCGCGCCCCGCACAAACAUCGUAUCUUUGCGGGAUAUGGUCUUCUUCAAAGAUCUUGACGACACUCUAAACGAGGAGAUUACGGAAGAGUGUGGGAAGUACGGACAAGUCACUAAAGUCCUGAUCUGGGUCGAUCCAGUCAAGCAAGCAAAUGGGACUCUGCAAGACGAAGAUGCGGUUGACAUAUUUGUUGAGUUUGGGAGCGCCGACUGGGCAGCGCAGGCACGUCAGGGACUGGACAAGCGGUGGUUCGCCGGCCGGCAAAUAUCCGCCGCAUUCAUCACGCCGGAGGAGUUUGCAAGGAAGGAAGCUCAGUCGCGUGGGUAGGCGGGGUACGCGGGGGGUGAGCGUACGAGGCCACUCAUUCCCGAUUCCUCGUGAAUGUUGCGUACAUACUCCAUAGGGUUAAUUGGCCGUGCGAACCAAUGUGCGCAAGGCUCACUACUCUGUCUCCAGGAAGGCGACUGCUUCUACACCGGAGCUCAGUUUGCGAUACAUGUACAUCAUAAUGCCAUUGGCCCCGACACGGUAGUUACAUAUGAACGCAAAUUACGAAAAAAGG